This is a messenger RNA of Saccostrea cuccullata (small rock oyster), 1837 nucleotides long. RefSeq names its product tripartite motif-containing protein 3-like. The transcript has a single exon. Gene Ontology annotation, molecular function: zinc ion binding. The coding region runs from base 30 to 1697 and encodes 555 amino acids. The record is from RefSeq and is a predicted model, not a curated record. NCBI's taxonomy places the organism in Eukaryota, Metazoa, Mollusca, Bivalvia, Ostreida, Ostreidae.
AUUUUUCUGGAAUUAAAAUUUCAUUAAAGAUGGCAGAUGAAAGAUCUUUUGCGCAGCAUUUCAUACAGUGUGAUGAAUGUGAGGAAGAACCAGCCAAACAGUACUGUAAAAAUUGCAAAGGAAAUUUGUGUACAAUAUGCACAAUGCGACAUCAGGAAAAGAAACUUACUCAAAAUCAUGAAUUGAUUUCUUUAAUAAGUGAAAGGAAAAAUAGAAAACCUGAAUUUUCGAGUUGCGAAGCUCAUCCCUCAAGAAAUUUAGAAUUUUAUUGCAAGCCGUGCCACACCCCAUUAUGCCCAGAAUGUUUAAUAACGGAUCACAAUGGACACAAAAUGGAAGAUCUGAUGAUUGUCUAUAAUCAAACAAUGAAUAACCUUUCAAGUAACCAAGAAAAGGUAUUUACAUCUUUACGUACUUCUGAAAGCCAUUUAUCGAAAGCAAAGCUGUUGAAAACUCAGUUGGUGGCAAAUGCUGAUGCUGUAGUGGCCAAGAUAGAGAAAAGAGCUGAUGCAUAUAUAGAAAUAAUCCACAAAACAAGAGAAAAAUUUGUAGACUUUGUUCGUAAGCAUGAACGAGAGCAUACUGGACAUAUUGAUAAAAUAAUCGCAAAAAGGGAGGAAGAAAUUGCCAAACUUAAAAGGAUGAAAUCUGACAUUGAGGUAAAACUGGCAUCUGACACCCAACAAACCACAUUUCUUGAAGAUACGUUUAUCGAUAAGAAGGAUGAUUGUCAACUUCUAAGAAGUUCUGAUUUUACGUUGAUAGAAUUUGAAAUACCACAUAUAAGUGAAAACGAAACCGAGGAAGCAUUUGGUAAACUUUCACAUAUCCCGUGUAAAGAUGAACCUUUUAAUUUGGGUUCUACAACAUGUAGCAAAAGGGAAACUGAGGAGCCACAAUUAACAAUGUCUAUAACAUCAAGAUUCCGUGAACAAUACGACGUGCAUUGCCGAGGAGAAAUGAUUUUUAUUACAGGCGAAAAAAGAAACAUUCAACAAUUCGAUAACCUUGGGCGUCAUAUCUCUGCCAUAGAGACUGAAAGUCCACCAGACGGUAUGACAAUAUUACCCAAUAUGAGUAUAUUUUACAGCGAUUUCUUUGGGAAAAAAAUUGUGCAUAUCCAUCCUGAAAAAAAUACAAGGGAAAUGAUUUUAACAGACAUGUAUCCUUAUGGAUUACAUAACACUCGAGCUAACGAGAUUUUGGCCUGUUUAGUUUUCCAAGCUGAUUCAGAAGCAAGAAAGCAAAAGGGAAAAAUCAUAAAAUAUUCUAAAUCUGGGGAACAAUUACAGGAGUAUAUGUAUGACGGACAGACUCUUUUAUUUAAUCGACCCAUUGAUGUUACAGAAAAUAUUACGGAUGAUAUAAUAGUAUCGGAUGUUCAUUCUUGCCAAGUUAUAGCUAUUUCACCAGAAGGACACUUGCAAUUUCAAUAUGAUGGAGGCGUAUAUGUGGGGAAGUCAAACAGUUUUUCGCCAGCCGGUCUUGAUACCGACAUCCUAGGAAAUAUCAUGAUAGCAGACGAAUACGGUAACCGCAUUCACGUUCUUGAUUCUGAAGGAAAUUUCAAAAGGAUUCUUCUAAACAGAUGGGACGGAAUAGAAUUACCAGUUGGCAUAUGCUUUGAUGGAAAAGAUUCAGUAUGGAUUGCAGAGAGCAAGUCGAAGAAAUCGAAGAAAUUUAAAUAUUUGGAAUAAUUUACCAGUACUAGCAAUUGGAUUUAACUUAAACUGUGUAUGAUAUUUCAUGAUAACGUUAUCGUAGGAACUGAUAUUUAAUUUUCCACCAAUGUUUAUAGGUAACAUCAAGCCUGUAAAAGAAAUCAUGGAAUGAGAUA